AGCGAUUGCAACACGUAACGAUAAAUUAUGAAAAAAAAGAUUGGCAAAAAAUAUAUAAGAGGAUCGAUAUCGAUAUUAUUAAACAAUCACGUUGCACGCUGUAUCAGACGAACAGACUACGAUUAAUAUUUGAUUCAAAGAUGAAAGCGAUACUCGCGCUAGCCCUUGCCACUAUUUUGGUAGCCUUUGUCUCCGCAACUCCACCACCUAAGUGUCCGCCGAAUUCAGGCGAAGACGAAGUGAUCCUACUUCCGAAUCCAGACGAUUGUGGAUCUUACUACUCUUGCAACAGAGGAACGCCGUUCUUGAUGAAAUGUUAUCCAGGACUUGAAUUCAAUGCCGAGUUAAAGCUUUGCGAUUGGCCAGAAAACGCGCAUUGCCAAGUAACCGUGCAACCGACUUCGGAACCAUCUUCGACCCAAGCAUCGUAAACCGAAUAUGACGAAUAAAGAAUAAAAAACCUGGAGUGAUCCAACAUCUAAGGAAUCACAUCUUACAUAUAAUAACUAAUAAAUAAAUUAUUAAUAUGCAUUAUUAUUUGUGGAAUAUCGUUCAAAAACUAGCGGCUAAAAUUUUGUUAGAAAGUUGUUAAAUAAAAUGUAUAAAGAUUCGUUGAUACGUUAAAUAUAAUUAAAUUAUCGUAAA
Messenger RNA from Apis mellifera (honey bee), 645 nucleotides. Its product is annotated as peritrophin-1. Bases 141 to 431 code for a protein of 96 amino acids. The record is from RefSeq and is a predicted model, not a curated record. Gene Ontology annotation, molecular function: chitin binding. The transcript is spliced from 2 exons. Gene Ontology annotation, cellular component: extracellular region. NCBI's taxonomy places the organism in Eukaryota, Metazoa, Arthropoda, Insecta, Hymenoptera, Apidae.